Astyanax mexicanus (Mexican tetra) is the source of this 6053-nucleotide messenger RNA. Its product is annotated as leucine zipper putative tumor suppressor 3. Gene Ontology annotation, biological process: regulation of dendritic spine morphogenesis. Lineage: Eukaryota; Metazoa; Chordata; Actinopteri; Characiformes; Acestrorhamphidae. Gene Ontology annotation, cellular component: dendritic spine. The record is from RefSeq and is a predicted model, not a curated record. The transcript is spliced from 6 exons. Bases 177 to 2669 code for a protein of 830 amino acids.
CUGCUGCGAGAAAGAGAGCAAUAGAGAAAGAGAGAGAGAGAGAGAGAGAGAUCGUACGCGCGCUCACCGCCUGCGCGCUCCCGAGCUCUGCUUUGCUCCGCACCGCACCAAACACACACAUACACACACGGAGACACGCGCACACACACACACACGCCGAGCCGCUGCAACCAUGUAUGCACCUGCGGCCUACCCAGGCCGCCCUGCCCGCCCCGGCUUACUGGUGCUGGGGGCGGCCGAGUGAGGGGCCCCGCGCUCUUGGCAUGGGCAGCGUGGGGAGUGGAGCCUCCAGCCAGCGGGCCAUCACCAUGCGCAGCGUGGGCACACGUACCACACCUAACGGUCCCCUGGCGGGCCGGCGGCGGCUGGAUGACCGCAGCUUCAGUGCAGACCGCCUGCCCCCGCCUGCCACUAAAACGGCCGGGGUGUCCGUGCCUGACGAGCCCAGUGGUUACAGUGGCCAGAGGGAGUGUCACCCCAAUGUCCGCGACUCCUCCCACAAUGCCUCUUCCUCUUCCCACAACGCCAACCGACAGCAUGCCAUCAACGGUGAGAGGCAGCUGUCUAAUGCCUCCUUCUCCAACGGCGCAGUGAGGAGGGAGGGACAUAGGCGGGGGGAGAGCAUGGACUUCUGUGGGAACAACAUAGUCCUCACAAAUGACAAAAACGGCAGCCACCAAGCUCCGCUACAGCACAAGGACAAGAGCAAAUCCAAGCCAGACAACCACAAUCCCCCCAACAUCCUGCCCGUCUCCGGCAAGCUGGAGCAAGCACAGCAGGACCCCGACACACUGGUCCGACCCUCUGCCUUUAAGCCUGUGGUCCCCAAGAGUUUCCACUCCAUGCAGAACCUUGUGUGCCCCCUCCAGGCUAGCGCAGGUGCUGGAGGGGGUCCGGGUAGCAGUGGCAGUGGAGGCAGCGGGGGUGAGAGAGGAGGCCAGGCUGCCUCUGGAACUCGCCACGAUGAGGACAGUCCAAAUAGCCGGGGGGGAAAUCACUCUGGGGGAGGCCGGGGCGGUCAGGGCAGCCUGUCGGACUCUGGAAGGAACUCUCUGACCAGCCUGCCCACCUAUGCGGGCUCAAGCUAUGGUCCCCCACCGGCCCUGGGGCCACUCAGUGCCUCCACCAGCCACAUCAACCGGCUGGGCACUGCUGGCCUGGACAAGCCAGACAAACCGGGCUACCAGAACGGCCUCAGUGCCUCCGACAGUGGACGCUCUUCCUCAGGCAAGAGCUCCUCGUCCUAUCAGCGGCUCAGCCACCUGAGUGAUGCUCCAGCGCCCCUCCGGCCCUCACCGUCCUCGGAUGAUGUCAUCCGUGACCUGGAGGAUCGUCUCUGGGAGAGAGAGCAAGAGGUGCUCCACAUGCGGCGGAACUUGGACCAGAGUGAGGCAGCCAUUGCACAGGUGUUUGAGGAGAAGCAGCGGGUUUGGGAGCGCGAGAUGGAGGAACUGAGGCAGAACUACGCAGGUCGGCUUCAGCAGGUGACCCGCCGUGCGCAACGCUCCCAGCAGGCCCUUCAGGCCCAGAUCACCCGCCUGCAGCAGGACAAGCGUCGGCUCCAGGACGAGAUGACCCUGCUGCUAGCACAGCGUGAGGAGCUGGAGAAGAAGUGCCUGGACUACAGGAAGGAGCAGGCUGACCUCCUGCCCAAGCUGGAGGAGACGAAGUGGGAGGUAUGUCAAAAGGCAGGUGAGAUCUCCCUGCUCAAGCAGCAGCUUCGGGACAGCCAGGGCGAGGUGACCCAGCGGGCGGGCGAGAUGGUGGCCCUGCGGAAUCAGAUGAAGGAGCUGAAUGCCCAGUUGAGGGAAAGGGAGGAGGCCGAGCUCAGCCUGAAGGAGUCUUUCUGCACUAAGACACUGGAGCUGGAGCGCUGCGAGGCCGAGCUACAGGCCAUGCUGGCAGAGGUGUCUGUGCUGAGAGACAAGCUGAGCGCCUUCGAGACGGAAGUUGCCGGGCUGAAGAAAGCUCUGAGCGAGCUCAGCCAUACAGCUAAUGCUCGGGCGCCUGAGCACAGCCUGGCUGAAAUGGGUCAGCUGGUGCUGUCGCGGAGUCGGGAGCGCCUCCUCUCCCCUCUGAGCCCCCCAGAGACCCCCACUGCCUCUCUCCCUGCCCUUCCUGCUCUACCAGGCCUCCCUGCUCUGCCUCCUCUCCCUGCUCCCGCCUCACUGCCAGGGGCAGACCCACUGCUCAGCCUGCAAAGCGACGACUCCAAAGCGCAGCGACAGGAGGCUGGGGACCUGCGGCGGCAGCUGGAGCUCCUUCAGGGCGAGUUGCGCCUGGAACGGCAGCAGCGUGAGCGGCAAGCCCUCAGCUUCGCCCAGGAGCGCCAGACGUGGCAGGGCGAGAAAGAUCGCGUGCUCAAGUACCAGGCCCAGCUGCAGCUCAGCUAUGUGGAGAUGCUGCAGAAGAACCAGGCACUGGAGGAGCGUGUGGACCAGCUUGGUUCACAGCUGGUCACUCCCACCUUGGCCUUGCCUCCCUCUCCGGCUUCUCCACCGCCGCCGCCACACCCACAGCCACCAAGUCUGGAAGCCCAGACGCCAGUGUCUGUGGCUAUUUCGCUCACUUCCCCGACUCCGCCGGCAGAGGAGAAGAAGCUCCAUCAGCUGGCACCUCCAUGGCCCGUCCCGACUCGCCUGGAGAGGAUUGAGUCGACAGAGAUUUGAUCUUCAAUCUGGAGUUGACGGCGAAUGUGACCUCUUUGAUGCAGUAAAAGAAACAAGAAUCCCACUUAGGGCACCGAUUACAAUAGCGAAUACAGUUAUACAGUUGUACAAAAGUACGAAUAAGUACAAACUCCCCUGAAACAUAAUAUAAUAAUAAAAAGGUCAUGUCAACAGCUUCUGAGGACAGUCCAAGGAUGCCCUGCUGAGUGAGGCAGAGGUCAGGGUUGAGGGGUGAAGAUAGUUCAUUAUAAACAGUAAAUAGUAUGUUCGUGUGGCCUUAUUGACUGACCCAUAGGAAGAAAAGCUCUGUAUCUUGAUUUUUGUAAAGCUGGUUGGGCGAUAAAAGAAAGAGCUGGCCCUGAGUCUGUAGCCAAGGGGAAGUGAGGAGUACCUGGAUUUAACACUCAGGGGAUAAGGGAUCAGGCAUUAAUAAUAAUCCAUAUUUACGGCUAGACUGUUGGAGCUUUUUAGCCACGUUGCCCUCUUAGCUGGAGAGCGGCUACCUGAUGCCAUUCAGUACACAAAUUGCGAUGAAAAAGAAAAAAACUGACAUUUUCUUGGUUAGACCCAAGAAAUAAAUAUCCAAUUUUUAUCUCAACACACAUCAAACCAAGCUUAAAAACAGCUCAAAACUGUGGGUGCUGUGUAAUUAUCACACUACUCUGAAAACCCACAAAAACACAACAAACAGUAGAAACAGGACAGAACAUCUGAAUUAUAUACCUGAAUAGACUUUCGUUUGUUUAAUUUUUACUCUAAUGAGAAGCUGAAGCUAUGGGGAAACUUGAUGCUCACUUAUUUAAAGUGCUUGUCCAUACCAUCGUUUCUUUUAGUGAAUAGAAGCAGGACCAAAAAUGAUAUUUAUAAAAUGGUGCCGGUCUCGGGUUCCCUUGCAGUGGAUUGUUGUAGUUGCAGUCAUUAUUGGGACACCAGUGGACACCAAGGCAUGGUGUGUGAUUUGCGUAAGAGCGUGCCUCAACCCUCCUGCUGUUAUUAGCCAAAGCAGUGGCGGAGGACUUACCACAUGGACGUUUGACUCAGAACGUCCUGACCAGAACAUUGUUUUCUGCCUUUUUUUUUUUUGUUCCAUGUUUCCAAAAUGACGUAGAAUAUAUUAAAAAGAGAGAAGAGAGAAGUAUUACAGAAAAAAUACAAACAAACAAACAAAAAACACAAAAAAACUAAUAUGUUAAUGCACUUUGCUUUGGUCUCAGACAAUGUUUCUUUUUAGAGAGAGAGGUUGUUUGUAAGUUGUUAAUGAACAGCAUCUGCUUACAGAUGUUUGGUUUAUGAAGCUGCUAGUUAGUGGGAGAAAGCGGAGUCAGCGGCUGAGCCAAAAAAAAAAAAAAGAAAUGAAAAAACGCUAAGAGGGCAAUCGGAAUAGUUUGCGGAGAGGAACACGCUUCUAAAGCACCUUUCCUUUGCAGUUAAUUAAUUAGUUAUAUUGUUAUAUUUGAGCAGGACCUUACAUUCUUCCAAAAAAAGAAGAAAAAAAAAAAAAAAGAAGAGAGAAUAUGUGUCAAUGUAUACUUUCUGAAAGUAUCACUUUAGAAUAUUUGACUUUCAAAAGAAAAUAUAAUUAUGCAGUAGAUUUGAAGUGAUGUUUUGAAGUAAGUACACCGUGUACGCAGGCUGUGUCGCCAUAUCUGAAUGGGUUCUAGAGGCUGAAGCGCCUGAAGUCGUGUUGGUUGGUCAGUGAGGGGGAUUAGGUAGUGCGAUUGUGUAGUGUGGGUUAAGGUUGAUGAAAAAAUGUGAAAGGUUUAGAUAAAUUUAUGACAGGUGGUGAUACAAAGACAGACUGAAAAGUGGUAGCAUUGAAAAAGACAAAUAAACAACAAAAAAACAAUAACACCUUUUGUCACAAAGCUUACAGUAGUAUCAAAAGCCCUACAAUAUGACAAUUGUGGGUUUGACUGAUUAUUGUACUGUACAGGCAGGUGUAUAGAAGGCCUAAUAUCUUAAGUCUCGUGUUGACUGGUCAGAAAUAUGAUGGGAGUUCACUAGAGGUGCUUUAGUAACCCUUAGAAGUCAAGUUACCCCAGUAUUUUGCUGUGCUAUUCAGUACAAAUUGGCUAAGUUCAGAAUAAGACUGAUGACGAUUUGCCAUUAUUAUCAUUUAUAUUUAUAUAGUGUUCUUUUCAAAUAAACCAAAUUAGAAAGCCAGUGUCGACCAGUUAAUCAAUCAAUCAAUCAAUAGAUCUGUCAGCCUUUAUUUAAGGUUUUACAUUAAGGGUAAUCCCUACAAUGUAGCCAAGCUGAUACAAAAAAGCUAGUAAAAUAAAUCAAAUAAAAUAAUUUAUAGGAUAUGAUAGUAGUUAUGUAGAAUCUUCUAAAAGCAGAUUUUCAUAAUUCAGUAAAAGUUAAAAUGUGACAAAUGUUUACAAUCUGCACUUUCAAAAGAAUUAUCCAGUUUCUAUGAAAUAAGUUUAUUAAGAAAUUCAUAUAAAUAAACAGAGUGUUUUUAAUGACGAUAUCUGCGACUUCUAAGGGUCAACUCAAUGCUUGGAACGUGUACCACAUACAGACAUCAGCAGAGAAAGACCUGAUUUUACCUCAUUAUGCCAAUGAGAUCAUCUACAAAUUAAUUUUUUGGGUCUUUCACUGCUAAAAAGGAGUAUAUAUGUGUAGAUAAUGGGACAUUUUAGGUUGUUACAGGACCCUACAACUGUACAUGCACCUCAAUUUCUAAUAACUGCUGCGAUAACCUCCAAACUGAGGGGUUUAACUGCUGUAAUCCCAUACACUCCAUUUAUUCUUACCUGUGCCAUCACGACCGGUGUCGUGAGACGUUUUGAGAUUACUGAACUGAGAUUAUCCGAAUUUAUCCGAUCCUUUGAUCCUUUAUUUUUUUGUAGCUUUAUGACAUUGGGUGUUAAGUGAGGCAUAACCUACAAAGCUUUAGAUGGACACCACCCCUCUACUGUCUUUGGCCACAUUUGCUGCUAUGUAAUUCUGUUGUGUCCUGCUGUGUUCUUAGUAGAGACAAAGGGGCAGUUGAUUGCAUGUAAAUAUCAUUGUUAUUUAUGUGUACAUAUCUAUUCUAUCCAAAUAUACCAAGCUAUUGCGUGUGAAUACUUUUGUGAAUUAAUGAGACUGACAUGUCAGCUUUUAUUUUUCAAACUUAUCGAUAUAGGAAUAUAAUAUAAUAUAUAAAUCUUUUAAAAAAUUUAAAUCGGCCAUUACAUGUUACAAUCAAGAUAAAUACAUGAGAGCCCUUCAGUGUCUUCUAUCCCCCUCUGUCUCACAGUUCUUGAAUUAUACGAAGGGAGGACAAACUGUCACCAAUGUUUUCAUUCUGAUUUUUUAUGCUUCGAAAUCGCUUGGGGAAAAAAGCAUAUCUUAGCAAAUAUGAAUUCAAAUAAUAAAGAUGUGAAUAAAAAUAAA